UUCAGCUACAGUGUGAGAGAGCGAGAGAUGUGCAGCUCCUGCUGAAAAUAACAUGCAGUCCUCAGAGCGCACGGUGUUUUUUUUCGCCAGGGUGAAAAUCUAACAGAGGUCUAGCAAAAGCAUCGGUGGAAUUCGCUGUUAAAAGAGGGAUUGUACAAGAAACACGAGCGAGCGGAGAGACGAGAUUUGAACGCGCUGCUGUGAGAGACCAGCGGACGACUGACUGAGAGGUCUAUUCAACAACAUUUCUUUGUUUCUCCGUCUUAUUCCGGUUUUUUCGUCUUUAACAUGGCGAGCGAUUCCCCGGCUCGGAGUCUGGAUGAAAUAGACCUCUCCACUUUAAGGGACCCUGCUGGAAUUUUUGAGCUGGUGGAGCUGGUGGGCAAUGGCACGUAUGGUCAGGUGUAUAAGGGCCGACAUGUCAAAACAGGUCAACUGGCUGCUAUCAAGUGCAUGGAUGUCACAGGGGAGGAAGAGGAGGAGAUCAAAGCGGAGAUCAACAUGCUGAAGAAAUACUCUCACCACAGGAACAUCGCCACCUACUAUGGUGCCUUUAUUAAAAAGAACCCACCCGGCGUGGAUGACCAGCUGUGGCUGGUGAUGGAGUUUUGUGGUGCAGGCUCAGUGACGGACCUGAUCAAGAACACCAAAGGAAACUCGCUGAAAGAAGACUGGACUGCCUACAUUAGCAGAGAGAUCCUCAGGGGGCUCACUCAUCUCCACCAACACAAAGUCAUCCACAGAGACAUCAAAGGCCAGAACGUGCUGCUAACAGAAAACGCUGAGGUCAAACUAGUGGACUUCGGUGUGAGCGCACAGCUGGACCGAACCGUCAGCCGCAGGAACACUUUCAUCGGCACCCCUUAUUGGAUGGCACCAGAGGUCAUUGCGUGUGAUGAGAAUCCUGAUGCCACAUAUGACUACAAGAGUGACCUGUGGUCAUUGGGAAUCACGGCCCUUGAAAUGGCUGAAGGAGCUCCACCCCUUUGUGAUAUGCAUCCAAUGAGAGCCCUGUUUCUGAUCCCCAGAAACCCCGCUCCCAGGCUCAAGUCCAAGAAGUGGACUAAGAGAUUCCACUCGUUCAUCGAGAGCUGUUUGGUGAAGAACCACAACAUGAGGCCUGGUACAGAGCAGCUCCUCAAACACCCCUUCAUCCGGGACAUGCCGAACGAGAGGCAGAUCCGCAUCCAGUUGAAGGACCACAUCGAUCGCACCAAGAAGAAGAGAGGAGAGAGAGAUGAGACGGAGUAUGAGUACAGCGGGAGUGAAGAUGAGGAGGAGGCCAUGCUUGAGAUUGGAGAACCCAGCUCCAUUAUCAACAUACCCGGAGAGUCAACUCUACGGCGGGAUUUCCUGCGACUGCAGGUGGCCAAUAAGGAACGUUCCGAGGCCCUGCGCAGACAACAGCUGGAGCAGCAGCAGAACGAGGGACACAAACAUCAACUGCUGGCAGAGAGACAGAAACGCAUCGAGGAACAGAAAGAACAGAGACGCAGAUUAGAAGAGCAACAGCGGCGGGAACGUGAAGCGAGAAAACAGCAGGAGCAGAGACAUCGCUAUGAGGAGCUCCGGCGAGAGGAGGAGAGGAGACAGGCUGAAAGAGAGCAGGAGUAUAUCCGUCGUCAGUUGGAGGAGGAACAGAGACAACUCGAGAUCCUACAACAACAGCUCUUGCAAGAGCAGGCGCUCCUACUGGAGUAUAAACGUAAACAGGUGGAGGAACAAAGACAGGCAGAUAGAUUGCAGAGGCAGCUCCAACAAGAAAGAGCUUACCUCGUCUCUCUCCAACAACAACAGCAGCAGCAACAACAAGACUCCAGACCUGAAGAGAAGAAGCAACUUUACCACUACAAAGAUGCCGUCAACCCCAGCGACAAACCAGCAUGGGCUAAAAAGGUUGAGGAGCGCUCUAAAAUGAACCGCCAGAGCUCUCCUGCCCUACAGCAUAAAGUGGCCAAUCGUAUCUCUGACCCUUCCCUCCCGCCCCGCUCUGAGUCCUUCAGCAGUGGGGGAAUGCAGCCAGCACGCACCCCUCCUAUGCACCGCCCUGUGGAGCCUCAGAUGGCUCAUUUGGUUCCAGUGAGGUCCCAUAGCUCUUCUCUGUCAGUCUCGCAGUCUUUGCAUGAUCAAUCUGCAAAGGGCGUUUCAGCCUUCCAGGAGAGCCUGGUGUCCAAUCGACCAGAGAUGCCUCGACAGAACUCUGACCCAACUUCAGAGAUGCCCCCUCCUGCCCCUCGCAUGGCCAGCCAUGAGGAAAAACCUGACCGCAGUUCCCCCUGGCUGAGGGAAGACGCCGUUCCUCCCAAGUUGUGCGGUACUACCCAGGUGCCCCAGAGGACCACUUCUAUCUCCCCUGCUCUGGCGAGGAAAAACUCUCCUGGGAAUGGAGAGUCCAGUGGAGGGGGGCGAUCGGCCUCUCAGCUCACCCGCACCAGUAAUCCAGACCUGAGGAGGACAGAGUUGUCUCUGGAUGUGGCACUGCAGAGAACCAGCAGCAACAGCUCCUCCAGCUCCAGCACACCCAGCUCUCAGGGUGGAUCCCAGCCUGGAUCCAGUGAGAGGAACCAGCCAAGAGGAUCUGGUAAAUCAGAGGGAUCUCCAGUGGCAUUACAGGAAACUUCCAAGCCCAUUCAGGAGGAAGGCCGAGAGCUGAGCAAACCCAGUCGACCUGCAGAUCUGACUGCUCUGGCGAAAGAACUAAGGGAGCUGCGAAUAGAUGAGGUCAGUCGACCCCCUCUUAAACUCACAGACUACUCCUCUUCUAGUGAGGACUCUGAUAGCAGUGAGGAUGAGGAUGGUACGGUGGGACACGACGGCACUGUGUCAGUCAGUGACAUACCCAGGAUCAUGCCCUCUGUUCAAGGAAAUAAUGAGUCGUUCACGAGCAGCCACGAUGAUUCCCUCACUGACUCCUACAAUGAUGAGUCUAAAGAUGGUACACUGAGGAUGCGAGAGACCAAUGAGAGGCAGCGCUUGGGUCAUGGCGAGAGCAAUGGCUUUGCAGGCCAUGGAAACCUACCAGACCUGCUGCAGCAGAGCCACUCUCCAUCAGGAACUCCAACAGGCCUCAAUUCCCAGCACCUGGACUCUAUGGAUGAGUUCGGUCUUGGCGGUGGUUCGAAAGCUUCUUUCACUCCUUUUGUGGACCCGCGAGUGUAUCAAACCUCCCCCACAGACGACGACGAUGAGAGCUCAGCGGCCGCUAUGUUUGCGAAUGAGCUGUUGCGUCAAGAGCAGGCCAAGCUGAACGAGGCCCGCAAGAUCUCUGUGGUGAACGUCAACCCGACUAACAUCAGACCUCACAGCGACACGCCAGAGAUCCGCAAAUACAAAAAACGCUUUAACUCCGAGAUCUUGUGUGCUGCUCUAUGGGGUGUCAACCUCUUGGUGGGCACUGAGAAUGGUCUUAUGCUGCUGGAUCGUAGCGGUCAGGGCAAGGUUUAUAACCUCAUCACUCGCAGACGCUUCCAACAGAUGGAUGUACUGGAGGGUCUUAAUGUCCUGGUCACCAUAUCAGGGAAGAAAAAUAAGCUGCGUGUGUACUACUUGUCAUGGCUGAGAAACCGGAUACUGCACAAUGACCCAGAGGUGGAGAAGAAGCAGGGCUGGAUCACUGUUGGUGAACUGGAAGGCUGCAUUCACUAUAAAGUUGUGAAAUACGAGAGAAUCAAAUUCCUGGUGAUUGCGCUGAAGAACUCGGUAGAGAUUUACGCAUGGGCCCCCAAGCCGUACCAUAAAUUCAUGGCUUUCAAGUCGUUCACAGAGCUGCAGCACAGGCCUCAGCUGGUGGACCUCACAGUAGAAGAAGGUCAAAGGUUAAAGGUCAUCUACGGCUCCAGUGUGGGCUUUCACGUCAUCGAUGUGGAUUCUGGAAGCCCCUACGACAUCUACAUACCGUCACAUAUUCAGAGCACUGUGACUCCUCAUGCCAUCGUGGUGCUUCCAAAGACUGAUGGCAUGGAGAUGUUGCUGUGUUAUGAAGAUGAGGGCGUUUAUGUCAAUACCUACGGCAGAAUCACCAAGGACGUUGUCUUGCAGUGGGGAGAGAUGCCCACCUCUGUUGCUUAUAUCCAUUCCAACCAGAUCAUGGGCUGGGGAGAGAAAGCCAUUGAGAUCCGCUCUGUGGAAACUGGUCACCUGGAUGGGGUUUUCAUGCACAAGAGAGCUCAGAGACUCAAGUUCCUGUGUGAGAGGAAUGACAAGGUGUUCUUCGCCUCGGUGCGGUCAGGCGGCAGCAGUCAAGUGUUCUUCAUGACCCUGAACAGGAACUCUCUGAUGAACUGGUGAAGCUCCUGCACAAGCAACACUGUGGAGUCUUUCUCCCCGUCAGCAUUGCAUCUGUGAGCGCACGGUACAUUGACACUUUGGUCUGAAAAAGAUUAACAAAUUAUUAUAGAGACUCUGGAGGAUCGUUCCCGGAGACGUGGGUGUGUCCCGCACGCAGAGAGCACUGGCUCAUGGAGGUGCAGUAUCUGACGUCACCUGCAGUGGCGCGCAGCUCCCAAAAGAGGGCGCCGAUUAACUUGAACUCUGUUUUAGACCUUAUUUGUGGCCUCUGGUAAAAAAAAAAAUAAUAAUAAUAAUAAAGCCUGUCCUUUUUAGGAUCCUCCCCAUUUCCGUUUCCAGUCCCUGGUUACCCCAUUGGCUUUCAGUUUACGCUGAGAUUUUAGUCAAUUGCAUGAUUGUAAAGAAAUGGGCGGUGUUUAAAAACGUGAGGAUAACAUUAGCAAAGCACUCAGGCUAAGACCAAGCUUUAGUCUCUUGAUGUUUCACUUUAUGAUAUUGGCAAACGUUUCUGCCACUUACACAAGUAUCCGUGAUGCCCAUUGAUUUUAUUUUUGUGUCCGGUUUCUGACGUACUUAAAAGAAACAAACACUGGUGCUCAUUUGUAUAUUGUCGACAAGAUCCAUAUACUGUACAUUUAUCCAAAGUACUGUAUUUCGAAGUAUAGUUCAGUUUGUUUAAUAGCUUCGAGGUGGGAAAGGAGGAGCUGAGCUGAUUAUGAUUGGAUCUUUAAGUUGCGAACCAUGUUUUUCUUUAACGUCUUUUGGUCCUUUUUUUGGAAUGUUUGAAACAGGAACAUGAACGUUACCUGAGUGAAAUCCACAGUAGCCACACGCUUCCCUUCACUGGUUGCAUGUUUUGUAGACACUGGAUGUGUAUGUCGGAGCAACAUGAUAUCUGAAAUCAAGAAAUGGAAAACAUAAUAAAAAUAAGGAUAAAAGCACCUGUAUUUCAGUGACGAUUGAGAAUUGAUGAGGACUUUUAUGUUUUAUUCUAGUGCCGAGCACAAAUUUAAACGUGAAAUCAAGCAUUAGAAACACAUGAUUUCUAUUUUUGCAUCUAAAACUUCUAAUUUGUAGCCCGUAAGUCUGUUUUUUGGCAUUUAAACAUUGAUUGAUUGCAGUUUUAUUUUGCAGUGUUUAAUCAGUCGAAUUAACCCGGGGCUUAAAACAUUCCAAAAAGGGAAAAGGGUCUUUACAAUGACAGUGAUACUUAAAAUUCAACAUUUAUAAAUGUAAGAGAGAUCAACUCUUUCCCUCUUGGUACAAAACUACUACAGAUAUUAAACACAAUGUAUUGUUCAUUAGAUUAUUAGUAUUAUUAUAUUUUUAUUGCGUGUUUUUUUUUUUGUAUGUUUGCCUGCUGGGUCUCAGUGGGACGCUUUAGAUGUUCUCAAAGUCACUCGAUGUUUGCACACUAUAUAGAUAUUUAUAUUUCUUUCACAUCUCUUACAUAGCAGAAGAAGAUAUUUUAACGGUGAGGGAAUGAGAGGUUUUUUAGCAAUAAUGUCCUGCUGAUGUAUGUAUGCGUGUGUGUAUGCUGUGUGAAACACUGUGUUCAGCCAGUGAAGAUCCUCGCUGCGCUCUUUUAAUUGACUACAUGAUUUGACACUCAAGAAUGGUUACUUAAUGUUUCUGUCUUAAUACGUUUUUAAUGAUCGUCGUUCUUUCCGAAGCUCUAAACGAGACUUUCGGUUCUUUUAAAGUGAUACAAGCACUAUGUCCUCCCUUUUCUUUUUUUCCCCUCUCCCUUUUUUUAAUUAUUAUUGUUGUUGUUGUUGUUUUUUGGUUUGUUUUUAAUUUUAUUUUAUGAUAAGAAAAAAGAAUAAAACAAAUAAGUACCUUU
This is a messenger RNA of Danio aesculapii, 6130 nucleotides long. RefSeq names its product TRAF2 and NCK interacting kinase a (gene tnika). The coding region runs from base 289 to 4287 and encodes 1332 amino acids. Gene Ontology annotation, molecular function: protein kinase activity; ATP binding. Lineage: Eukaryota; Metazoa; Chordata; Actinopteri; Cypriniformes; Danionidae. The record is from RefSeq and is a predicted model, not a curated record. The transcript is spliced from 32 exons. Gene Ontology annotation, biological process: protein phosphorylation.